Pyricularia oryzae 70-15 is the source of this 291-nucleotide messenger RNA. RefSeq lists its product as uncharacterized. Lineage: Eukaryota; Fungi; Ascomycota; Sordariomycetes; Magnaporthales; Pyriculariaceae. The transcript has 3 exons. The coding region runs from base 1 to 291 and encodes 96 amino acids. The record is from RefSeq and is a predicted model, not a curated record.
AUGUGCUGGAUUCAAGGUGCCAUGGUCUUUGAGACCUGCGGCCACCAGCUUGUCGACAUCCUCGAGAGUGAUGUCAAGUACUGUCCCUGGGCCUCUGCCAAGCGCAUGGCUUGCCCCGAGUCCAUGUGUGAGAACGAGGAGAGCUCAGUUCGAAAAGUUCCUAACCUCUGCGAAAACUGCAUUGCACAAAAGUCAAAGAAGGACAACAAAAAGGACACAAUCUCCAAGGUGAACCUACAGGCCAUCGACCUCGACCCUGUGCAGGGUAGGCGUUCUGCUCCUGACGAUUGA